GUACUGGGCCUGUUUUUCUUCUAACCAUGUUCGCUUCUAUAUAAAUGUUGUAUUUCAUGAGCAACCUGCUGUUCUGUUCAGCCGAGAGAAGCUUCAUCUUUGUUCACAAACGCAGCUAGCAUCCGCAUGUAUGUACGCGUGGAUUCCAGUUUGAACGACCUUCGGAAAAGCCAAAACGCGCGGGAAAUAUGUCUAAAAUAACCGGGUACGACACACAUGAUGACGGGCCAGGAUUUGUUGGCAUUAGGUUCUGUCAAGAAUGCAAUAACAUGUUAUAUCCCAAAGAAGACAAGGAGAACAAAGUGUUGAUGUACGCUUGCAGGAACUGUGAUUUCAAACAGUUGGCCGACAGCAAUUGCAUUUACGUGAACAAAAUUAUGCACGAAAUAGACGAAUUGACACAUAUUGUCGCGGAUGUUAUAUCUGACCCUACUUUACCAAGAACGGAAGAACAUCCAUGCCCUAAGUGCAAUCACAGAGAAGCAGUGUUCUUCCAAGCUCAAACUCGAAGAGCAGAGGAGGAAAUGAGACUGUAUUAUGUCUGUACUAACCAACACUGUUGCCACAGGUGGACUGAAUGAAUGUGUUUUGAUAUUUUUCAAGGGCUGAAUGUCGUACUGUUAAGGAAAGCAAAUAUAUCAUUUUAUUAUAUGUAAGUUAUUGUAUUUAUACACAAAUAUAAUUAUAAAAGAUA
Messenger RNA from Ceratina calcarata, 694 nucleotides. RefSeq names its product RNA polymerase II subunit RpII15 (gene RpII15). Bases 189 to 581 code for a protein of 130 amino acids. The transcript is spliced from 3 exons. Gene Ontology annotation, cellular component: RNA polymerase II, core complex. Gene Ontology annotation, molecular function: nucleic acid binding; zinc ion binding; DNA-directed RNA polymerase activity. Gene Ontology annotation, biological process: maintenance of transcriptional fidelity during transcription elongation by RNA polymerase II; transcription initiation at RNA polymerase II promoter; transcription-coupled nucleotide-excision repair. The record is from RefSeq and is a predicted model, not a curated record. Lineage: Eukaryota; Metazoa; Arthropoda; Insecta; Hymenoptera; Apidae.